CAGCGCGCUCUGACCCGCCGGCCGCGGCCCAGGCCCCGGCCCGGCCCCCCUGCCCGGGCUGGGGAUGAGGCCGUCGCCGGCCGGGAGGGAGGGCGGCCGGCGGCGGCGGCGAGCCGCGGGGGUUAUGGCGGAGAGCAAUGCAGACUGGAUGGGCUCGCUGCCGGCGGCGUUGCGUACCUACCCGCUCUCCAACCUGGCCAUACCGGGCUCACAUGAUUCUUUCAGCUACUGGGUUGAUGAAAAAUCUCCUGUGGGACCAGACCAAGCUACAGCUAUCAAACGUUUGGCCAGAAUUUCUUUGGUUAAAAAGAUCAUGAAGAAAUGGUCAGUGACUCAAAAUCUGACUUUCAAAGAGCAGUUGGAAGGUGGGAUCCGCUACUUUGAUCUUCGUGUAUCUUCCAAACCUGGGGAAAUAGGACAAGAGAUCUACUUCAUACAUGGCUUGUUUGGCAUCAAAGUAUGGGAUGGGCUGAAGGAGAUUAACACCUUUCUUGAGCAGCACCCCAAGGAAGUAAUCUUCUUGGAUUUCAAUCACUUCUAUGCAAUGGAUGACAGCCAUCACCACUUCCUGAUCAACAGGAUCCAGUCAGCUUUUGGAUCCAAACUUUGUUCUGUUGAAUGUGUAGAAUAUGUGACGUUACAGUACAUGUGGGAGAAUAAACAUCAGGUUCUCAUAUUCUACCACUACCCUGUGUAUCAGGAAUACUCCUUCCUGUGGCCAGGUAAUAAAAUGCCAGCGCCAUGGGCUAAUACAACCAAUGUGCACAAACUGAUACAGUUCCUGGAGACCACUCUUGAGGAACGAAGUCGUUAUGGAACAUUUCAUGUUUCUCAAGCAAUUCUGACACCUCGAGUGAGAACUAUUGCACGCCAUCUAAUUCGUGGUCUGAAGAACACACUUGUUCAUAGGAACCUGCCCAUGAUUUUGAAUUGGGUGAAAGCACAGAAGCCGGGUGUUAUGGGUGUGAACAUCAUUACAUCAGACUUCGUGGAGCUGGUUGACUUUGCUGCUACAGUUAUUGCAUUAAACGACCUCCUUCUAGAAGAGGAUGAAUCUGCAACUAAAUCCUGAUUGCUGUGUCCCACUUGUGCUCCUCAGCGGACAUCUUCAGACUAUGCUAAAUGUUUUGUUGAAGUGAAAUCUAUUGUAGUCUGUUUAUUUAAAAGAAAACUUUUCUGGAGGAAACUUGGUUAACCAUCACGUACAGGCAGGUCCCUUCUCCCAGUGCUGUCUGAGUGCUGCUGUGUGUCUGUCUGUGGCUACGUGUUGGACUUAAGUUAUGCACACAUCUGCUGCAGUCUGGUGCGGUGUCUGCCUGCCAGCAAGGGGCUGGGCUGGCCUCCGCAGCAGAUGUACCCGAUUACGGUGCGUGUCUCCCCGGUGACUGGACCCCCAGUGCCCUUGUGUGUGCAUCCUGCUUGUUUCUUGACACCAGGGCCUGAACCAAGGAUCGCUGCUGCUCCCUCAGCAGCAGUGUGACCAGGCCGGCUGAGAAGGUAUUGUUCAUGGGCCACCUCGGGCAUAGCUGGGCUCAGCUGGAGGCCGCUGCUGUAUUCAUUACCCUGUUUUAGACACUACCUCUGAGCUACUUGAAGAAACAAUAUUACCAUUGUUCAGGGGAAAACUUACACUGUGUUGAAUAUAUGAACUGUCCUUUGGGCCCGAGAGGCAAAGGCUUGGCACACUGCCUCUUUGGAUUCCAAACUUCUUCUGGACCUCUUUAUUUUACUGUAACAUAUUUAUUGCAGCCAUGUUUAUAAGUGUGUUUCUUUUGGCAUUAAUAUCGACAAUAUUUCAGUCCUCAAAUCACGAGGAUUAUAACUCAAGUCUGAACUCCUGUUGAGACCUUUAGGAAACCACAACACAACCUUUCUCUUCCGCUUGCUGGUCAUGUGUUUUUUCCAUCCAUCGAGUUUUCGUUGGGGAAUGACACUGAUGGCCUUUCUCUGGAAGGAGUAGGGCUAAGUGGGAGUUUGCAUGGAUGUGAAGGACUGGAGCUGACAGGGAUUGCUCAAAACCAAAAUAUGACACUGAUUUGCAAUGUGACAGCAAAUUCCAAAAUUGGACCCAAAAGUUGUGUUUGUAGUCGGAGCCACAGCUAUGGGGGAGAAACUUCCCCAGCCUGCACCCACUUGUGACAAAGCAAGCAAGUCACACAAGCAGAGCCACUCAUCAGUGCUGCUCCUUUCUGUUGUCAUACUCAUUUGUGUGUUGAUUCACAAAAAAAACAUGACCAUGUGUGCUUGAGCCAGUGCAAGUCACACUGGUACUUGUCAGCACUUAAUUGACUAGCUGAUAGCAGUCCUGCAGUUUGAUUUAUCUUUUGUUUAAAAAAAAAACCAACCAUGAGUGACUGAUUAGCAGAUACUUGUCUGCUUUAGUCAUAUUCCUAAAGCAGCUGUUGGUGCACUACUGAACUCAGUGAUUAUGAUUUUUGUAUUAAUCUCUAAACUAUUCAUAAUAGAAUGGAUUGUCUUUAUAGGUAUUUUAUUCAAAAGAAAAGUGAGUCUCCAGAUCUGUUAUUUUUGUUACUGUAUUCGAUGUCUACCAUUCUGGUCUGACAGCUCAGAAAAAUCUAAAACGUCUUUGCUUGUCAUAAACUCUGAACUCAGGACAAAUUUAUCUAGAAGAUCUACAAACCUUCCAGGUGAACCUUGGCCGAGUUCUGAGCAGACUGCAACCUGAUUUAUCUGCUUGUUGCAUGAUUUUCAUUAGGGUUCUUCCAAAUUUUAACUGAAACUUUUUGUAAGGGAAUUGUGGGUGAGGGGGUGCCUUGUCUCAAGCUGUGCUUCUCCAUUCCUUUUGUUUCAGUGAUGGGGGGAAAUUGCAAAAAUCAGGUCUUGGGAACUAAAGCUCAAAUUUCUAGUUUAAACUUGCUUUGAAAACCCUGGCAGAAGGUUUUUAUUUUCAGGGGUUUUUUUCUUGUCGAUGAAACUGUUGGAACCUGUUUUGAGCAGUGAUAUUUUGUUUGCAAAGUUAUUUAAAACACCUGGAUUUUCCUGAGCUGAGUUUUGUUGACCUCCUCUUCUCAGUCCCAGCUGAAACUCCGUGAUAGUGUUAAAUGUAUGGGUUUGGUUUCAGUGGUCAUUUAGCUGCAAAUUGUCUUAGAGCUCAGAAGAACUCGUUUGAAUGUUGAUGAGGCAGAAGUGAUAGGUUUGCAAAGCUUCCUGCUAGAGCUGGAGGACAAGGCGAGAAGGUGAGGUGAGUAUGAUGAUUGCGUUUGACCCUUAAUAUAUUUUGUACUGUAUAUAUCUACCUCAGAAGAGAUUUAUUUGGCUUAACCAAUACUCAUGUUGUGCAUGCACAGCGAUGACUGCUAGUCCAGUUGUAUUUAUUUGACUAGAGAUGCGAUGGUUGUAACUCAGGGCUUUGGUUAGGUAUUUUUAAGUACCAGCUCAAGAAGUUUAAAGUGUUUUCUGUUAGCUCUUGUAUCUUGAAAUAGGACAAAAGCAUGCUAGGUGUUAAGAGUGUGAGCAGAGGGAAAAGAAAUGGAACAUAACUUUAGAAUUAAUGAUGAAGUGGGGGAAGAAUUUCUGUACAUUUUGCUUGUCUGAAGAGACUUGUGUGUCAUUUCAGAGCAGUGCUCGGUGUUAUGCCUCUGUGAGGAAUCUGACAGCCUCCAUAGUGAGUUGGGCAAUUAGCUGUCAGACACGACUGCCUGUGACAGAGUAUCUCCUGUGGGUAUCCUGGGCAGCGUUAGUGCUGAUGUUUAGAAUCGGUUUUAGGUUAGUCCUAAACAAUCCUAAACAAGACUACCUACCUUUCUUGUGUUACACAUGAUAGCCCGUUCCAAAGCAACCUGUAUUAAUAGGCUUGUGUCUCUGAUACACCACUGCAGCGUAUCCAGAUGCCCUGACCCUUUGUAAAAUGGAAGCCAUCUGGAACUGGACUUCAGGCUGUGGACUCUAUUUUUCCAGCAUUAUAAAAUUAAAAGGUGAGCUGGGCGGAAAGGGAGGGUUGAGGAAGUAGGGCAGCAGUUUGCAUCCAGUGCCCACGCUGGAGGUGUGGCAGUGCUUAGCCAGGUUUCGGGCAGCAGAGUGGAGCAGGUCUGGCAGGUGAGUGACAGCGGCCACAGCUCAUACUGGGAACUCUGCAGGGAGUGUAGCCGCUGAGCACAGAGCAGCCUGCGGGGUCGUGUGUGAAUGGGCUUGAGGAAAAUAAAGACUGGCAUGAACGCAAGAGGAGGCUGAGGGCUUCUUGCUGUCGUAGACCUGCACCUGUAGCAUGGGGUGGUGUAGCCUUGCUUGUGUCUGCCCAGAGCAGCAGGGUCACUUGAACAGUCUACCUGGAAAACUCCCGCAGAAGAAUUAGGAGGACUUGACUGUUCUGUCGGUGCUGGGAGAAGAAAAGCCAGGAAACUAGCAGCUGCCUGAGGCAAAGUACCUACUUGAAUUGCACGUUCUUGAAUAUUUACUUUUAUGGUUUAUUACGGAUUCAGGUUACUUAUACAUUGUUUUAUGACUGUUUCUCUUACUAAUGUGCAAUCACUGAAUACUGAGCACACGGGUGGUACGCCUGUUCUGGCACGGACAGCUGCUGUGUGCAGUUUGAGGGCAUACCUGUGGCUCAAGGAGACCUCUGCGCGUAUCCCUGAUGGGAGAAGGUUGUGAGGAAGCAUAUGUGAGUCUUUAGUAUCUUACUGUGUGCUCGUAGGUGAAAACAAAGAGGAAAUACUAGAUUUUGCAGACUGAUAAUCUCUCAGCCCCUAUUUGGGAGCUGCUGUCCUAACAUAUUUAACAGCUGUGGAGCUGGGAGUUGUAAUGUUAAUGUUAAUAUUUUUAAAUUUUUCUGAGAACAGAAGACAGAUUCCUGCUGUCUAAUUUUGGAAUUGAAGGAAUACCAACUUGUGUGUGUUGCUGUGAUGGUGAGGAUCCUGCUGGAGACAGUGCUGGCCAGGUGCCUUCCCGGGGUGCUGCAGUCAGUGAGGGAUGUCAGACUGGGGGUCUCCAGAGCAGAAAUACUGCAAAAAGGCCCCCACUCUGCUAAACAGACUUGUUGGAGAAGAAAGGAAUAGUGGGAGAGUAGUGUCUUUGCUCUGAACACAUGCUGUUUUCUGCUGUGUUGGUACUGAGUAUGUUGGAGUUCAAAAGCACCUGUACUGUAAAGCUGAGGAAGCAUUUCUGAGCAGGGAUUUUGGCUCCAACAGAAGUAGGGCAUCUGCCAAGGUGCUAAUCUAUUGUUCUUAUCUGGCUGAGCCUUUGGAAGUAUUUGCUUUGUGUACCUCUACCAUCUAGUAGACCAGGGUUUGGGACUUCUAUAGAUAAAUAGACAACGUCGCCAUUAUGGUUUAAAAUCGGGUUAGCUAUGGAAGUCUGACCAUGCACGUGACACCUGAGGUCUACUUGAAUAUAUGGUAUUUCAUGUGAAGUCUGUAUGCAGUUUUAAUCGGACUUCUAUCUAGGCUUGAGCCUGUUGUUGGCAGUCCCCAAUAAGCAAAUUCUUUGGUCAGAGGACCGCUGUUUGGGGCAAAACUUCGGGCAAACUUUCAGUGGUUCUUUAUGCACAGAGAAGUUGUCUGUGAGGAACAGAACUGACUCAAACUUCAUUUGAAAUUCAGAUCUGGUCAAGCUGUAGUCCAUUUGGCAGUGGGAAAGAUGAUUAUUUUUUCCUGUGUCUGACAGGAAAUUUUUACUCCAGCUUUGGUUUUUGACUCAACAGAUGGGUAGAAGAGCCAGAGCAUAUGCUGAAGAGCAAAUAGCUUUUAUGCUAAGGACAUGUACGUUGGGCUAACUGUUAAAGAAUACAGUGAUUUACUUAGCCACACCUUUCAAUGAUAAUCCUGUUUAGCUGUUUGAUUUAGGUUGUUAAAUUAGUCUCUAUUAUGUAUUUGAAAAAAAUCAGUCCCACUACUUUGUCUUGCUGAAGUGUGUGUACUUCUCUGAGCGUGUUUAUUUCCCUACAAGUCUUAUCGAGUAGACAAGCUUUAACUUUUUAAUUGUAGGGGCUGGAAUAGGAAUGUCAGUUCCAGAACUGUUUGAAUGUGAUUAUAUCUUGUAUUCCUGGAUAUCUGUGUUGUCGUUCAUUAAAAACAGUACUUACCCUUUGUUAGGUCUGUGACUUUCCUCUGUAUCUCACUUAAAUUGAACUGCAGAUAAUUCUGAACAGUAUUGAUCAGCACAUCCUAUAUAAAUAAUUUUGAUCGUUCUUUGAUUUUCAUCAGUGGCAAACAUAUUUUGCAAUUGGGUUUUUCUGUUUGUACUGUGGAAGGGGGCAGAGGGAGCAGAGUGCACUGCAGAUAAACUUGGGGUUGACAACUGUUUCUUUCUGCUUUACUCUGCAUCUAUGUCAUUACGAGUUUUUAUUCCUGAAAAUAAAAGUACAACUUGAGUCAAUCA
This is a messenger RNA of Falco peregrinus (peregrine falcon), 6336 nucleotides long. It is a transcript of the gene PLCXD2, whose product is annotated as phosphatidylinositol specific phospholipase C X domain containing 2. The coding region runs from base 65 to 1072 and encodes 335 amino acids. The transcript has 4 exons. Gene Ontology annotation, biological process: lipid metabolic process. The record is from RefSeq and is a predicted model, not a curated record. Lineage: Eukaryota; Metazoa; Chordata; Aves; Falconiformes; Falconidae. Gene Ontology annotation, molecular function: phosphoric diester hydrolase activity.